Molecule: messenger RNA, 696 nt
Organism: Schistosoma rodhaini
Lineage: Eukaryota; Metazoa; Platyhelminthes; Trematoda; Strigeidida; Schistosomatidae
Source: the annotation of a GenBank genome assembly
AUGACCGACCUCACCAGUUUCAAGUCAGUAAUUGAAUAUGGUUGUACGAUGAGUGCAGACAAACUUCAUCAGUAUAUAUGUGAUCAUUCACUACGUCUGUCUGAAGCACAAAAAUGGUUAUUACAAGAGACUAGUAAACAUCCAAUGUCAAGAAUGCUUAUCUCCAGUAUAGAAAUGCAACUUCUAUCGAAUUUGUGUUAUGGGAUAAAUGCUAGAAAGACACUUGAUAUUGGAGUUUAUACUGGAUAUAGUUCGUUGUCUAUCGCUGAAGUAUUGCCACCAGAUGGACGUGUAUUAGCCUUGGAUAUUACAGAUGAAUAUUUGAAAGAGUAUUGUUUGCCAGCAUGGAAGAUGGCAGGUGUAGAAUCGAAAAUUGACUUUCGACACGGUCCAGCUAUUCAAACACUACAGAAUUUGAUUGAUAAUGGAGAGAGUGAAACAUUCGAUUUUGCCAUGAUUGAUGCUGAUAAAGAAAACUAUAGUAAUUAUUACAAAUUAUGUUUAAAACUAGUUCGACCCCGUGGAAUCAUCGCCAUUGACAAUGUUCUAUGGAGCCACCGUGUGCUCGACCCGAAUGAUAACUGUCCUCAAACUGUUGGCAUAAGAGAAAUGAAUGAAUUGAUAGCUGAAGAUAAGAGUAUACGAGUUUCUCUCUUAAGAACUGGAGAUGGAUUGACAAUUGUUGUGAAGAAAUGA